This is a messenger RNA of Colletotrichum phormii, 237 nucleotides long. RefSeq lists its product as uncharacterized. NCBI's taxonomy places the organism in Eukaryota, Fungi, Ascomycota, Sordariomycetes, Glomerellales, Glomerellaceae. The transcript has a single exon. The record is from RefSeq and is a predicted model, not a curated record. The annotation marks the transcript as partial.
CUUGCCGAAAAGCCUGAUCGUAGUGUCCUCGCGCUGUGUGUUCUGAAUACCUGUUCCGUUUUCUCCUACCUACUGGCCGGUAUGACCGCAAAGUACGGAAUUCUAGAUAGGAAGGCUGGUAUAUACGGCACAAUCACCUGCAUCUUCAUCUUCCUCGGGGCAUGUGCCUUUGGCCUCACGCCCCUGACUGCAAUGUACGCGCCAGAAGACCUCUCGUAUGGUAUGCGCGCCGAAUAG